CACUUGCCAAUCUCCGUCGGUGGUCCCCGGUGGAAGAGAACGUCGACGAUAGCGUCGGCGUGCCUGGUAAGAACUCUGUUGUGUGAUUCGAGUUAACAGAAAAUGGGACUGUUAAGCAUCAUUCGGAAAAUCAAGAAGAAGGAGAAGGAGAUGCGUAUUCUCAUGGUUGGACUCGAUAACUCUGGGAAGACGACGAUUGUUCUGAAAAUGAACGGAGAAGACACAAGCGUGAUCAGUCCAACUCUUGGCUUCAACAUCAAAACCAUUAUUUACCAAAAGUAUACGCUGAAUAUAUGGGAUGUGGGAGGGCAAAAGACUAUAAGAUCUUACUGGAGGAACUACUUUGAGCAGACUGAUGGGUUGGUUUGGGUUGUGGAUAGCUCUGAUCUUAGGAGGCUUGAUGAUUGCAAGAUGGAGCUUGACAAUCUCUUGAAGGAAGAGAGGCUUGCUGGGUCAUCUUUGCUGAUACUAGCAAAUAAGCAGGAUAUUCAAGGUGCUCUUACACCUGAAGAGAUUGGCAAAGUGCUAAACUUAGAGUCCAUGGAUAAGAGCAGGCACUGGAAAAUCGUGGGUUGCAGCGCAUACACAGGUGAAGGAUUGUUGGAAGGAUUCGAUUGGUUGGUUCAAGACAUUGCCUCCAGAAUUUACAUGCUUGAUUAAUUUUUGUGCUCCUCAAGUACCGAAGAUUCACUUUUCCAGACACACCACAUAUAGAACCUGUCUAUUUAUUACCACUGUCUUGAUUCUACUCAAGAGACUUCAUAUCUCCCCAUAUUAGCUUUUCUUUCGGUUUUAAUUGUACCAAAUGAUUCUACAAACAUACAUAUACGUUUGAAGACAAAAUCUUCUAAUCUUGUUUGA
Molecule: messenger RNA, 861 nt
Organism: Brassica oleracea var. oleracea
Lineage: Eukaryota; Viridiplantae; Streptophyta; Magnoliopsida; Brassicales; Brassicaceae
Product: ADP-ribosylation factor-like protein 2
Exons: 6
Coding region: 103-660 (185 amino acids)
Biological process (GO): protein folding
Cellular component (GO): microtubule cytoskeleton; cytoplasm
Molecular function (GO): GTP binding; GTPase activity
Source: RefSeq, a predicted model, not a curated record